AUGUCUUCUACAGACGGAAUGCUCAACGGCGGAGGUUCAUCCUCCAAGGCUCCCGCCCCUGCUGAGGGCAACGGAGGCUUCCAGGCCCAGCACAAGAUGGCCGUCGUACCUCCCAAGAAGGAGGAUCUCCAGCGUAGCUAUGCUAGAGUUGUCGAAGAAGAUGCCACCCCCGAUGGGUGGUACGCCCGGAUGAAGGAUACUCUCGGUGUUGUCAUCGGAACCAUGGGCGCCAUCCCUUGCUGCAUCAUCUGCCCCAACCCCUUCAAGGAAGUCCAUCAGGGCAACGUCGGUCUCGUCACCAAGUUUGGAAAGUUCUACAAGGCCGUCGACCCCGGCCUGGUCAACAUUAACCCCCUCAGCGAGAAGAUCAUCCAGAUCGACGUCAAGAUUCAGACCGCUGAGGUCCCCGAGCAGAUUUGCAUGACCAAGGACAACGUCACCCUGCGACUCACCUCGGUCAUCUACUACCACAUCGUGGCUCCCCACAAGGCUGCUUUCGGCAUCAACAACGUUCGCCAGGCCCUCAUGGAGCGUACCCAGACCACACUUCGCCAUGUCGUUGGUGCUCGUGUUCUUCAGGAUGUUAUUGAGCGUCGAGAGGAGAUUGCCCAGUCGAUUGGAGAGAUCAUUGAGGAUGUCGCCGCUGGAUGGGGUGUUCAGGUCGAGAGCAUGCUCAUCAAGGACAUUGUUUUCAGUCAGGAGCUGCAGGAGUCGCUUUCCAUGGCCGCUCAGAGCAAGCGUAUCGGUGAAAGCAAGAUCAUUGCCGCCAAGGCUGAGGUCGAAUCCGCCAAGCUUAUGCGUCAAGCUGCUGACAUCCUCAGCUCUGCACCCGCCAUGCAGAUCCGAUACCUCGAGGCCAUGCAAGCCAUGGCCAAGUCGGCCAACAGCAAGGUCAUCUUCCUGCCCGCCGCGAACCAGACCAUGGGCAACGCCCUCAACGCCGCCAUGGCCGCCAACCCGACUGGCGAGUCCAGCAGCGCCCAGGCCGAGGGCAGCUACCAAGACUUUGGAGGUCAGGACCCAGGUUUCCAACAAGCCAUGCACGCUCGCGUCGUGGAGAACAUCUAA
Messenger RNA from Fusarium keratoplasticum, 1068 nucleotides. Its product is annotated as PHB domain-containing protein. NCBI's taxonomy places the organism in Eukaryota, Fungi, Ascomycota, Sordariomycetes, Hypocreales, Nectriaceae. Bases 1 to 1068 code for a protein of 355 amino acids. The record is from RefSeq and is a predicted model, not a curated record. The transcript is spliced from 3 exons. Gene Ontology annotation, cellular component: plasma membrane.